Molecule: messenger RNA, 2215 nt
Organism: Lymnaea stagnalis (great pond snail)
Lineage: Eukaryota; Metazoa; Mollusca; Gastropoda; Lymnaeidae
Source: the annotation of a GenBank genome assembly
GGAUCUCGGUAAAAAAAAAUGUCGACUGCGACGUAAAAUGUGUGGUUAGUUACAUAUUAUUUUGCGUACCAUGCCCAUGGCUUCUCAUGAAAAUGAAAGUACAACUAUGACUGCUGCUGCAUCGCUUAUUCAGGAAAACAAAUUAAAAGCUGCUCAACUGCAUUCUAUGAAUCAGCAAAUUAACAUCCUGGAACAAGUGAGCUAUCUCUUCCCUUAUAAUUUGUAUAUUUUAUAACUAAGUAUAAGUUUAAGUUAAUAAUUAAUUAUUUUAAAUAAUAAGUUAGAUAAUAUUAUCAAAAUGAUAAAUAUUCCAAUUUUGCUUCUACUUCUGGUGUGUCCUGAAGUCCUUUUCCGAAACCUUUGAUUGAUUAAUUAUGAUUCAUGGAAAUGAUCUUAAAUUUAAAUUGUAAUCUUAAGAUUGAUCAUUAACUUAAGUAUCAUAUUCAUAUUAAUUACAAUUACAUGCCUAGUCAUAGCUAGUAAAAUUUAGAUAGAUUUAAAUAUCUGAGUCUUUAAAUUAACAGAUUUUUUUUAAAAAAUGGAACAUACCAUGGAACAUGAUUAUCUAUGAUUAUGAUGAUAAAAUAAAAAUAAUUGCUGUGAUUGUGUAGUAAAAAUGUUUCCAAUUAUUCUUGAAUAAAAAAGCCCCAUCAUUUUUUUUUCUCUUUAAAUUGUUCUUAUUUUAUUCCUUCAACUUCAAGUAGACUGUACCUGUACUCUAGUAAAUCUAAGAGUAAGAGUAAGAAUAAAAUCUGUCUACUACAAAAUACAUUUUUGUUGUUGUUUUAAAAUUACUGUAAUUGUAGUACUUUAUCUUAGGAAGUUGAGUUGCUCAAACUUGAAAAAAAAUGGUGUUUUGAUGCAGAGGGAAAAAGGAAAAUCCCAACAGCUGAGCAACAGGCACUCAAGAUAUGCCAGGAACUUGUGUUAUAUCCUCACCUAACUGAGGGUAAGAAUAAAAAUAAUAUGUUGUACAAGUGAUUUUAAAUUCUCCUGAGUCAAAAUCAGAAAUUCACUGGGGACAUCUAUUAGCAACAUAAUUUGCCUAAAAAGAAACAAAUUUUAGUUGAUUUUUACAAUGCAUAGACUCAUAAGGGCUGGUGUAGCAUAAGAAAAAAGUUUUUUGCUUAAUGUAUUAUUGCAUUAUGAAAUGGCGUCAGCGGGCCUUUGCACCAAAGCUCUUUAUGCCUUUCCCAAAGAACACCCAAGCCUGAGUAUCGGUCCACAAAGUGACACGUUGGAGGGAGAUCUCCCCUGGCCAGGACAGCCUCUGCCAGCACCCACUCGAUCAUGUACCAGCCGAGGCCACCCCAGCCCAAGGACAGCUGGUCUGCCGGUGACGCUGCUCUCACAGCGUCAGCAGAUGACUUUCACAAGGGGUCAGGAUGGUAUAUUUGUGUCCUAAAAUCUUCCCCCUCCCAUCUGUGGUAAGCGUCAGGUGCCCUCUGAUUGGGAUUUCUACAGUGGGUUUCUACCUCACAACUAAUUUUCGAAGCAGUUGGGACAAAACGAUUGCCUAGGAACAGCUUUUUCAAGGCUGUAUGUAUUCAUUUAUCCUAUAUGUGUAUAAUAUUGUUUUUUUAUUUCAGAUGUUGUCAAGGCGCUGAGAAUGAAGCAUAUUGACUUGCAAACCAAUUUGUCAGAACUGCAACUGAAGUGUGAUGCCCUCAAAGAAUAUAUGAAAUAAAUUGCUGUUGUAAGACAGUAAUUCAUCCAUGACUGGUAUGACAGAGUAGUGUCAUAAUCAUAAGUUGUUAAGAUAGGGAGUUCAUUUUUGACAGUGGUAUAUAACUGAUCAGUGUGAUGGCUAUACAAUGUAAAAAUGGGAGUUCAUUUUUGACAGUGAUAAACAAGUGUUUAGUGUGAUCAUUACACAUUGUUAAGAUUGGUAGUUUAUCUGUACAUAACUGAGCAGAGUGAUUAUUAUAUUAAGAUGUAAAAGAUAGUAAAUCAUUUGUUAUAGUGGUAUGGAUACAAGACAAACAAAAAUCAAUGUUUAUAUACAUAUUGCAUUUUAUUCCAUGUUAUCUCUAUGAAAGAGAAGUCUUUCUCAUAUUCAAAGCAAUUUUUAUUUGUUAUUAAUAACAUGAUUUGUAACAUAAGUACAUAAUUAAAAAAACAACACUUUUUUGGGGUUUGUUCUAUUUCAUAACUUAUUGUUAUGCAUGAUAUGCUAAGUCUGUUUACCCUUGUGAAAGCCUGAUGACAUAAUGUA